Messenger RNA from Linnemannia hyalina, 2256 nucleotides. NCBI's taxonomy places the organism in Eukaryota, Fungi, Mortierellomycota, Mortierellomycetes, Mortierellales, Mortierellaceae. The record is from the annotation of a GenBank genome assembly.
AUGACUGUGAUUAUGAUUGACAACUAUGAUAGUUUCACUUGGAACAUCUAUCAGUCCCUCUGCAUCCUCGGCGCUGAUGUCCAGGUCUUCCGCAACGACGUUAUUACCGUCGAACAGCUCGCUGCCAUGAACCCCACUCAUCUCGUCGUUUCGCCCGGCCCUGGUCACCCUUCCGAGUCUGCCGGUAUCUCCAAGCCCGCCAUUGAGUACUUUGCCGGCAAGAUCCCCGUCCUGGGAGUCUGUCUGGGAGAGCAGUGCAUGUUUGAGAUCUACGGAGGUACUGUUGGCUUUGCUGGCGAGAUUGUUCACGGAAAGGUCUCGCCCAUCAAGCACGACGGCAAGGGACUCUACCUCAACAUCCCCCAGGAUAUCCUCUGCACCCGCUACCACUCGCUCUCUGGAGUCACCUCGACCGUCCCCGAGGUUCUCGAGGUCACUUCCAGGACAGAGUCGGGCGUCAUCAUGGGCGUUCGUCACAGGACUCUUUGCGUCGAGGGUGUCCAGUACCACCCCGAGAGUGUCCUCUCCGAGCACGGACAGACCCUCUUUAGCAACUUUUUGAAGCUCAGCGGCGGUACCUGGAAGGAGAACCCCGAGUACGGCGUCGACUCUGACAUCAAGCCUGUAGGAACUGCCGAGGCUGCCAAGACGGCCGUCCCCAGCAUCCUCUCCAAGAUCUUGACUCAGCGUCUCGAGGAUGUCGCUGCUGCCAAGGCUUUGCCAGGACAGUCUGCUGCCGACUUGCAAAAGUUGAUCGACCUCGGAUUGGCGCCCAAGCAGAUUGAUUUCGUUGCCCGUGUCAGGAAGAGUCAGCCUUUGCCCGCCAUCAUGGGAGAGAUCAAGCGUGCCAGUCCCAGCAAGGGAAACAUUGACCUCGACGCCAACGCUGCUGAGCAGUCGCUCGCCUAUGCCCGUGCCGGAGCCAGUGUGAUCAGUGUUUUGACCGAGCCCAAGUGGUUCAAGGGUUCCUUGAACGACAUGCGUAUCGUCCGCGCCAUGAUCGACACUCUGCCCAACCGUCCUGCUGUCCUCCGCAAGGACUUUAUUGUCGACACCUAUCAGAUUCUGGAGGCACGCGUCUAUGGUGCUGACACUAUUCUCUUGAUCGUCGCCAUGCUCUCGGUCGAGCAGCUGCACACCCUCUACAAGUUUGCCCUCACCCUCGGAAUCGAGCCCUUGGUCGAAGUCAACAACGCACAGGAGAUGGAGGUCGCCAUCGAGUUAGGAGCCAAGGUUAUUGGAGUCAACAACAGGAACUUGCACAACUUUGAGGUCGACAUGGAGACCACCACAAAGCUGGUCAACAUGGUUCCUCAGGGCACCAUCCUGGUCGCUCUUAGCGGAAUCAAGGGUCGCGAGGAUGUCGAGCGUUACGUCGAACAGGGCGUUGGCGGUGUUCUUGUUGGUGAGGCUUUGAUGCUCUCCAAGGACAAGAGGGCAUUCAUUCGCGGAUUGUUGGGCUUGUCAAGCGAGGAGAGCACCUCCAAGGUGUUGGUCAAAAUCUGCGGUGUCUCCACAGUCGACGCCGCUUUAACGGCCGCCGAUUCAGGAGCAGAUUUUAUCGGUAUGAUCUUUGCCGAGGGCUCGAAGCGUCAGGUCAAAAUGAACGUUGCGGCGGAAAUUGUAGAGGCAGUUCGUGAGUAUGCGAACGCGACCGCAGCGUACGGUGGAGACGCCGAAGCCAACGCCCUUCGAGCAGGUUCGGAUGAUGUUGCUAACGCAGACUGGUUCUCGAUGCAUGCCAGGAGAGCGGAGCGGAAUCCUCGCAAGCCGAUGAUUGUAGGAGUGUUUAGAGACCAGUCGUUGGAGGAGAUUACCCGCGUUGUGGACACACUCAAGAUUGACCUGGUGCAGUUCCACGGAGGAGAGAACCUCGAGAUGGCUCGGUUCUUGCCUGUGCCUGUGAUCAAGGCCUUCCACAUCAAGGGAGACGAGUCUCCUAAGGAGGUGAUCCAGUCGCUUGCAGGGACGAGGGGGUUGAACGCAUAUUGCCUACUGGAUGCUGCUGGCAAGGCAGGUGGGUAUGGCGGUGGAGAGGGCAACUCGUUUGACUGGUCGAUUGCCAAGGCCGUGGUGGACAGCCAGGAGGGCGGGUUCCCUGUGUUGUUGGCAGGAGGAUUGGACCCUGAGAAUGUGGCUGACGCUGUGCGCCAGGUUCGCCCCUGGGCGGUCGAUGUGUCGAGUGGAAUUGAGACCAACGGCGAGAAGGACGAUCGAAAGAUCAAGGACUUUAUCGACCGGGCCAAGUCCGCCUGA